AUGCUUCGUACAGCAGCUCUCCUCACACUCGCUUCAUACGUCUUAGGACACGGCUACAUUAGUGAAUUCUACAUCGGCGACCAACGCCACGAUGGUUCCCAAGCCUCUCAGGCUGGCCCAGCCAUACGUGGUGUUCCAAGUGACUUGGGAUAUGUCAAAUACUGGAACCUCAACAAUGCAAACGUUGUAUGUAAUGAAAACGGCAACCAGCCAGCACAGCAGACAGUAGACGCGUACGCAGGCGACGUGGUCAAGAUGCGCUGGCACGGUGACCGCGGUCCUACCGGCGACUACUGGGGGCACUACGAGGGACCGAUCAUGUCGUACAUGGUUCCAUGUAAUGGUGACUGCACGCAGUUCACACCAGACGAAAACACUAUGAUGUUCAAACUCGACGAGGCUGGUCUCGACACAUCGAAGCCACGCUCUCCUCAAGGCUUCUGGCCUACUAGACCUUCCGGACAAGGUCAAUGGGCUCAGGACAGGAUGUCGACUGAGCAGCAAUCAUGGUGGCAGACCACCAUCCCAUCCGAUCUCGCUGAAGGUCAAUACCUCCUCAGAAACGAAAUCAUCAACUUGGCUUCAGCUAAAAGCGCUAACCCUGGUGGACACACUUGGCCAGGCGGUAUCCAGUCCUACCCACAAUGUAUCCAGCUUAAUGUUAAGGGCGGUCAAGGCGUCACACCACCUAUGACCAAGGCUACAGAAGUCUUCACUGAGGAUGACAAGUUCUUGAACAUCUACACUCCAGGUCCUGAUGGUAUUGCUUCUUACGAUAUCCCAGGCCCUGCUCCAUACGUUCCUGGCUCUAAUAACCAGAAACGUAUGCGUCGUCACUCUCGCCGUAACGCUCACUAA
Molecule: messenger RNA, 858 nt
Organism: Wallemia ichthyophaga EXF-994
Lineage: Eukaryota; Fungi; Basidiomycota; Wallemiomycetes; Wallemiales; Wallemiaceae
Product: Endoglucanase-7
Exons: 5
Coding region: 1-858 (285 amino acids)
Source: RefSeq, a predicted model, not a curated record